CGCGCACAAUCUCGUCCCCGUUGUCGCGAUUAUACCCAUGACGGACAACGUCACAUCUGCAUCACAGACUGGAGUAUUUCAAGUCGACCAUAAACGUCGAAAGUUGACUCCGGAGAGGGCAAAGGCUAACUAUCUUUCUGGGCAACUCCGUCUGCGUUUACAAUAUGCCAAGCUGAAGGUCGAGCAUGGAUGGCAACGACAAAAUCUCAACGAAGUGGAGAAUCUCUACUUCCGCCACACGCAUAGGAAUCGGCCGUCUCCCACUGUCUCUUCCGGAGGACGCAGAAACACAGGAGCGAACGCGCUGGUCCUCACGCCAAACACCAUCUUUCCCGUGAAUGAGUACAAGCAGGACCAGCUCGCGCAAAGCGGAUUGCUCAUGGCGGAGGCGUUGAAUCGUUCCGUUCAUCAACUGGCAGCAUCGACUAGCUCGAACACGCCAUCCACAUCGACACUCGCCUCGCCUGGCCACACGUACGUGAACCGGUCAACGCCGCUCUCUCCUUUCAGUCACGUCGCAAGCCAGGCAAAUGAGCAACAACCGUCCUCUUCAACACCACAACCCUCGUCGACUCUACCUACAGCGGCAGAGACAACCACAAGUGAAGUUAAUUUGACGGAGCAAGUUCCUCCGGGUGCUUCCCCUGCGCUAGGUAACAUGUCGCCGGUAGCAUCCACAACACCUACCAACCUCCCCGUCUCAGACGACCAAACGCAGACUGACCAAGAGGUAUCCCCCUCCCAGCCUGUGUCUUCUUCGAUCGAGCAUCCCUCACAACCGCAAGCGGCCCCAUCGCCAGCCGCCACAGUCGCAGCACCUUCCGCACCAGCACAGAGCUCUCCAACUCUCUCUGAUUCCGUAGGACCGCUCAUGAAUCCUGGCGUCACGCUGACGUACGACGCAUUCUGGUCCUCGCACUCGCUCUCGACGCAGGCGUACCGCAACGUGCUGUUCAACUCGAUGGCGUUCGGCGCGCCCGCGCCCGAUCCACGAUUCAUGGGCAGCCAGCCCGCGUUCAGCGCCGCCGCGGCCAUGCCAAUGAUGCCGAUACAGGUGUCGCAGCAGGCGGAUGGGUUCGUGACACCGGGCGGACAGAGCAGCGUGGGUGGGGUCGGGUGGUCACCAUAAUGUCGGGUCGAGCGAUGGACAUUUCAUGCUAUGGGUUCUGAUGCAUAUGGUACGCGUGUAUGCUAUGUCAUUGCUAAUGCUAGGUUGCUUUAUUCUUCCUUCUAUGUUUUCUGCACAUCGUUCCAUACUCUUCAUAUAUCAUCUUCCUGCGGUCGCAAGCGAGAAGGUUCGUGUUCAGAUUGUUCCAGUAAAUACCGAGUCCUGGAGGAGGUCGAUAGUGACUCAGGAUUCCUCAGUGUUUUCAUCUCGCUCACUCAUAUUGCUCGUUACGGGUUAU
Laetiporus sulphureus 93-53 is the source of this 1406-nucleotide messenger RNA. RefSeq lists its product as uncharacterized. The record is from RefSeq and is a predicted model, not a curated record. The transcript is spliced from 4 exons. Bases 38 to 1129 code for a protein of 363 amino acids. NCBI's taxonomy places the organism in Eukaryota, Fungi, Basidiomycota, Agaricomycetes, Polyporales, Laetiporaceae.